Messenger RNA from Gastrolobium bilobum, 1617 nucleotides. RefSeq names its product pyruvate dehydrogenase E1 component subunit beta, mitochondrial. Gene Ontology annotation, molecular function: pyruvate dehydrogenase (acetyl-transferring) activity. Bases 165 to 1247 code for a protein of 360 amino acids. Gene Ontology annotation, biological process: pyruvate decarboxylation to acetyl-CoA. The transcript is spliced from 15 exons. NCBI's taxonomy places the organism in Eukaryota, Viridiplantae, Streptophyta, Magnoliopsida, Fabales, Fabaceae. The record is from RefSeq and is a predicted model, not a curated record.
UAGGAAUCGAAAUGUAUAUUAAAAAAAAUAGAAAAAGGAAAAGGAAAGAGAAUUUAUAUAGAGCAGAGUAGCGGGGGAUUCUGGUUUAUUGUGUACCAUCGAGUGAGUGGCGAUCGGAAUCGGAUCCAGCUUUGUUUCAUUCAAGUUUAAGGAAGGAAAGCAAGAUGUGGGGUGUUAUAAGGCACAAGACUAUUCGCCCUGCCUUAACAGCAUUCAGACCUUUCUCUUCUGCCGCUAAAGAGAUGUCUGUCAGAGAUGCUUUGAACUCUGCACUUGAUGAAGAAAUGUCAGCUGAUCCUAAAGUCUUCUUGAUGGGUGAAGAGGUUGGGGAAUAUCAGGGUGCUUACAAGAUAUCCAAAGGGCUGCUCGAGAAGUAUGGCCCCGAGAGGGUUCUCGAUACUCCGAUCACUGAGGCGGGGUUUGCUGGGAUUGGAGUUGGCGCUGCUUACUAUGGUCUAAGGCCUGUUGUGGAAUUUAUGACAUUUAACUUCUCCAUGCAGGCAAUAGAUCACAUUAUUAAUUCUGCUGCAAAAUCAAACUACAUGUCUGCUGGGCAAAUAUCUGUACCUAUUGUCUUUAGAGGACCCAAUGGUGCUGCUGCUGGGGUUGGUGCUCAGCACUCUCAUUGUUAUGCUUCUUGGUAUGGCUCGUGCCCUGGGUUGAAGGUUUUGUCACCAUAUUCAUCUGAAGAUGCUCGUGGUUUGCUUAAAGCUGCUAUAAGGGACCCUGAUCCUGUUGUUUUCCUUGAAAAUGAGUUGUUAUACGGUGAGUCAUUCCCUGUUUCGGCUGAAGUUCUUGAUUCCAGUUUUUGCCUUCCCAUAGGAAAAGCAAAGAUUGAGAGAGAAGGAAAAGAUGUGACUAUUACAGCCUUUUCAAAAAUGGUUGGCUAUGCUCUCAAGGCUGCUGAGGCACUGGCAAAGGAAGGAAUCAGUGCUGAGGUUAUAAAUUUGCGUUCAAUCCGGCCACUUGAUCGAUCCACUAUCAAUGCUUCUGUCAGAAAAACCAACAGAUUGGUGACAGUUGAAGAAGGGUUUCCUCAGCAUGGUGUUGGCGCCGAGAUCUGCACAUCUGUCAUAGAGGAGAGUUUUGGUUAUCUUGAUGCACCAGUUGAGAGAAUUGCUGGGGCUGAUGUUCCCAUGCCUUAUGCAGCAAAUCUGGAAAGAAUGGCUGUACCACAGGUUGAAGAUAUUGUUCGUGCUGCAAAGAGAGCAUGCUACAGAUCUGUGCCUUUGGCUGCAGCUGCUUGAUUUUAUCUAGUCCUAAAGUUUUUCAUAUCCUGGUUACUUCUUUGGUAAUCCUUGAUUUUACCAAAAACAAUCUUUCGCCAAAUUUCCACCAUAAAGCAGCAGAAAGAAAUUGCAACCAGAGAAUGCUGGUUUUACCCGUGGAUUAUGUUAGGAUAUGGUUUAAAAGAUUCUGAUGUAUGCAUAAUACUGUCCAAAUUUUCAGGAGUAACAGAUGCUAUACAUUUUUUCCCCUUCUCUGCAUAUCUGGGAGGAAGUUCAUGCUUAAUAACUUGGCUAACAAUGACACAAGGCGGGAAGUUUUGUGCAUUUUUUUGAAUUGUGAUUGGCAAUAACCAAGUAGUCAUCUUUUUCAUUACAUUAUCGAGUUUUU